CAUUUCGCAAUUCCGUGCUUUCUUUUUCAUUUCUCCUUAUUUUCCUGCAAUUUUUAGAGAGAGAGAGAGAAAGAUUCGUAUGAAUGGAGACGACUCACUGAAUGGCAAAAUAAUGAGAAGGAUUCAAGUCUGCGAGUGACGAAUAGGAGUGAAUCGAUUUGGUCCGAUCUGGGGUCGCUGAUCCAUCGGUGCGCAGAUCAGAGGGAGAGGGAGAUAGGGGAAAAAUGCCUUCGCUUGCGGAUGUGGAUAGGCAGAUCGGGCAGUUGAUGGAGUGCAAGCCUCUGACGGAGGCUGAGGUGAAGACGCUUUGCGAUCAAGCCAGAGCUAUUCUUGUUGAGGAAUGGAAUGUGCAGCCGGUGAAGUGCCCCGUCACGGUAUGUGGUGAUAUUCAUGGGCAGUUCUAUGAUCUCAUCGAGCUAUUUCGGAUAGGUGGAAAUGCUCCGGACACCAAUUAUCUUUUCAUGGGCGAUUAUGUUGAUCGUGGAUACUAUUCAGUGGAGACCGUCACCCUGUUAGUGGCUCUGAAAGUUCGUUAUCGAGAUAGAAUUACAAUCCUUAGAGGAAAUCAUGAGAGCCGACAAAUUACUCAAGUGUAUGGUUUCUAUGAUGAAUGCUUGAGGAAGUACGGAAAUGCCAAUGUCUGGAAGUAUUUCACUGACCUUUUUGAUUAUCUGCCCCUUACAGCACUGAUUGAGAAUCAGAUCUUCUGUUUGCAUGGUGGACUUUCCCCAUCUUUGGAUACAUUAGACAAUAUCCGAAACCUGGACCGCAUACAGGAGGUUCCUCAUGAAGGACCAAUGUGUGAUCUCUUGUGGUCCGAUCCUGAUGAUCGGUGUGGGUGGGGAAUUUCUCCACGUGGAGCUGGCUAUACUUUUGGACAAGAUAUAGCAUCUAAUUUUAACCACACUAAUGGGCUCUCUCUGAUUUCAAGAGCCCACCAGCUUGUCAUGGAAGGUUAUAAUUGGUGUCAGGAAAAGAAUGUGGUGACAGUAUUUAGUGCUCCUAACUACUGUUACCGAUGUGGAAACAUGGCUGCCAUUCUAGAAAUUGGUGAAAGCAUGGAGCAGAAUUUUCUUCAGUUUGACCCAGCUCCUCGGCAAAUUGAGCCCGAUACUACACGCAAGACUCCUGACUAUUUUUUGUGAUCUCAACACCUCAAUUGGCAGUUGUGGUCCUCGUAUCACUGUAGAUUGUCUUAAGGGAGAGGAGUUUCUUUGUUGUUGGAGGGUCAUUGUCAGCAUCAUUCUUUUUUUUUUGGAGAUUUCCUGCUGCUUUGUUUUUGUGCUGAAGGAACCCAACAGACCUGAUGGAAGGCACCGUAUUUUUAUUUCUUGUAUAUUUUCGAGAGGAAGCAGCAAUAACAUGGUAUAUUGUGUUUUAUAAUUUCACAAUUUAAGGGUAGAUGGCAGAUUUCAAGAGUGGAUGUUGGUCGCCGGUCCAUUUUCACUGACAAGUGGCAUAUUGGCAAUUGGGAAUUUGAGCAUCGGUAAUAAAUUUAUAGAAUUGGAUUGUGUUUC
Messenger RNA from Diospyros lotus (date-plum), 1517 nucleotides. RefSeq names its product serine/threonine-protein phosphatase PP2A-2 catalytic subunit-like. The record is from RefSeq and is a predicted model, not a curated record. Gene Ontology annotation, biological process: peptidyl-serine dephosphorylation; mitotic cell cycle. Gene Ontology annotation, cellular component: cytoplasm. The transcript is spliced from 7 exons. Gene Ontology annotation, molecular function: protein serine/threonine phosphatase activity. Bases 225 to 1145 code for a protein of 306 amino acids. Lineage: Eukaryota; Viridiplantae; Streptophyta; Magnoliopsida; Ericales; Ebenaceae.